AUGCAUUCCAUAAUUCCGCAGUUGGCCGUUGUCACUAGCAUCAUCUACUGGACCGUAGUAGGCGCAGCCGAUUCGACAGAAGUGAUUGCAGAACCCUCUCGUUGCACGGUUGAGCUCAACCCGGGAACAAUCGCAGUAGGUAUCGCCAACAAGACGUUCAACGAUGUGCCCUUCUGUGCGUACCUUGGCCUACGCUACGCCGAACCCCCCGUAGGAGAGCUACGCUUUGCGGAUCCAGUGCUGCACCACGAACCGGAAGGCCUUCGUAACUACACCGCGUACGGGAGUGUCUGCGCGCAGUUUGAAAACAUCAACGAACAGACGGAAGUCGAUGGCGAUGAGGACUGUUUGUUCAUCAAUGUUUUCAGCCCCGUACCGAAAGGGGCCACCAUCAAGUACCCGGUGUUGGUGUUCAUACACGGUGGAAGCUUUGCGGCUGGUUCCGGUGAACUGCGAGGUGUGGACCUGCUCAUGGAAAAUGAAGUGAUCGUAGUGACUCUGAACUAUCGUCUCGGGGUACUUGGCUUCCUCAAGCACGAACGGUACAACAUAACGGGAAACUACGGACUGAAAGAUCAGCUGGUGGCCUUGCAGUGGUUAAACCAGUACGUCCGCCAGUUCGGUGGCGAUCCUCAUCGGGUGACACUCAUGGGGCACAGUGCUGGGGCCGGUGCCGUAACACACCAUCUGUAUAAUGCCCGUGCGCAGCCUCUUUUCCACGGCGUCAUGAUACUGGGAGGCUCCGGGUUGGCCUCGUGGGCAUUCCUGUAUGACCAUCGGAAGUGCGUCAGUAACUACAUGCGAGAUCUGGGUGCGACAACACUGACCGAGCUGCGGGAACUAGACUUCCAGAAGUUCUUCAUCAAAGACCCAAAGCUUCGGCACGCCUUUGCGUUUAGCAGCAUGUUCUAUCCCUGCUUCAUUCCGACGCUGGACACGAACCAGUCGGAGUCAGCCUACUUCGACCGAUCUGUUCAUCAGCAGGUACUGGUGGGUUCGCCUCCUUCGAUGCCGGUGCUGGUAAGUGAAACUGUCAACGAGUUUGAGCUGCUGUUGAAGCACGUCACAGACUUUUGGAUGAGCGACAAUUAUCCAAACAAUCGACAUCCGACUAUCAAGCGGCGAAUGUGGGAAGUUCUCGAACACCUCAGCAACUGGGCCGUUUACCACGGACUCGAAGAGUCCAAGAAGCGUUUCUACCAAAAGAUGGCGAAUAUGGCGAACCUGCGAUACCCGAUCAGGCGGCUCUUAAACACACUGAGCAGCGAUCCGCUGUACUACAUGCGGUUCGUGUUCGAUGGCAAGUUUGGCGAGAACAAGCGGAAAACCUAUGCCUGGUACAUCGAGCCAAACAAGUAUGGAGCCGUACACGGGGACGAGCUGAGCUAUAUCUUCAGUCCGUACAACUUGCAAGAGGCACUGACGAAUCGAUCCGAGUACCGUCAAGAACUGGCCGUCCACUUCAAGACCGUCGAGCUGGUGACCAAUUUCGUAAAAUAUGGCAAUCCCACACCCAAACGCAGUAAACUUUCGAACGUGGAAUGGCCACCGUACAACAAAGCACACAACCAGACACAGUACCUGAAUGUGGACAGCGAGUUUACGUUGCGUACCGUCGAAGACCGACGCGAUAUGUAUUACAUUGUGUGGAGUGUUUUCUACAAUUGCUUGUACUACUUCGACUGCCAACCUGUCGACGGACUGGAGCAGCUGUUGGAGGUGUACGGUGUAUCGAAGACACCCCCCAGUUACGACCUAGACGAGCAGGAGGAGAAUUUCAAAAAUAAUAAUGACUAA
Anopheles bellator is the source of this 1797-nucleotide messenger RNA. RefSeq names its product esterase B1-like. Bases 1 to 1797 code for a protein of 598 amino acids. The transcript is spliced from 4 exons. The record is from RefSeq and is a predicted model, not a curated record. NCBI's taxonomy places the organism in Eukaryota, Metazoa, Arthropoda, Insecta, Diptera, Culicidae.